AUGGCGACAAUACUUAUUGGCGCGUGUAUCGCUGGUCUUGUUACCCGGACCGCCGCCCUCAACUUUACCAUUUCCAAUGGUCAAAUCUUUACUCCUGGCUUCGCCAUACUCGACUCUCCACAGCCAGGUACACCUAUGGGUGGUGACACCAUUGAGGUAGCGCUCGAUGUUUCUGCAGAUGGAAAAUUGAAUUUGCCCCCAUACGGCGAUGACAGCCCCAGUCAGAUUUUCAACAUCACGAUCUUCCUAUACAGCUACGAGACAGGACGAAACUUUACCAUCACAAAUGGCACAGCGUCGGCAAACAAUGCUAGCCUUGGUGAUAUCAUGCUCUCCGAAUCCGGUAGCACGGUGAAACAUGUCAAGUGGCAAUGGCCAGACUGUCUGGUCGGCAACGGUCAGCCAACCUCUUCGGAUAGCGAUCGUGGUGUCUACAAUAUCUCGAUUCGCCAAAACUUCCGUCUCAACGGCGACGAUCACUAUACCAUCUUUGACGUGCCCAUCAACGUCACCAACAGCAUCGAGGACUCGAGCGAUAGGCCGUCUUGCGAUGCACUGGAUAAUCCGCUCCUCAGCUAUGACGAGAUCAACGCGACGGCAGCCAAUAGCGUAGGCAUUCUGUUCGCCCCGGGCGACGCGACGCAAGUCGAGCAGUCGGGAUCCGGCUCCGGCUCUUCGGGUUCCACGGGCGGGCUAGGUGCAGCUGCGACGAUACACUGGAGCGGCGCGGCCGUUUCUCUGGCUUUGCUGUCUCUCUCAGCUGUAUUCUUUAUUUAG
Molecule: messenger RNA, 777 nt
Organism: Pestalotiopsis fici W106-1
Lineage: Eukaryota; Fungi; Ascomycota; Sordariomycetes; Amphisphaeriales; Sporocadaceae
Exons: 3
Coding region: 1-777 (258 amino acids)
Source: RefSeq, a predicted model, not a curated record